This is a messenger RNA of Esox lucius (northern pike), 4154 nucleotides long. It is a transcript of the gene cmtr1, whose product is annotated as cap methyltransferase 1. The coding region runs from base 464 to 2959 and encodes 831 amino acids. Gene Ontology annotation, biological process: 7-methylguanosine mRNA capping. Gene Ontology annotation, molecular function: methyltransferase cap1 activity; protein binding; nucleic acid binding. The record is from RefSeq and is a predicted model, not a curated record. Lineage: Eukaryota; Metazoa; Chordata; Actinopteri; Esociformes; Esocidae. The transcript has 24 exons. Gene Ontology annotation, cellular component: cytoplasm; nucleus.
UCAUACUCGAAGGACCCAUGCGACAAUUCGGAAACUGAAAUUUGAAAGCGCGUUCAUGUUGACCUCAUUCUAUACAACAUUAAUCCCACUUUGUGCAUGGAAAUAAAUUGUACGAAGGCAAACAACUUGGAUGGAUAUAUUUGAGUAACGUGUAACAUUGCAAUUACAUUUGGGAGUUAUACGGCCUACAAGCAAAUAUUGAACGUAGCUGGAAAGCUUGUAAACUAGCUUGCUAACUAAGUUAGCUAACCCGCUCACUUGACAUCGAGAAAUUGAAACCACUCACGCAUGUAGGGUGUCGACUCGUUUUCAUCUUAGGAAAGUGAUGUCCAUUUGUUGUUUUAAUAGCUAGCUUGGUGCUCGCGUUAGCUAACUAAGUUUGCAAGUUUCAUAGUGUAUGGUUGUGGAAUGAUCCGACUUGUCAACAUCAGUUAGCCAAACACACCAGUUAGCCAAAACAGCCAUGAUGAAGAGGAGGGGGGAGGCAGCCUCCGAGUCACUGAAACAGAAUAAAAAACAACAUCUUGCAGAUGCCAGCUCAGAUGAAGAGUCACCAUUACUAACAACAAGUCAGGACUCUAGUCAGAGUGACUCCCACAGUGACCCCGAGGACCACAGACCAGGAUUCUCCAUGCCCACCAUAUCCCAGAAUGCAUCAUCCGCUGUCGAUGUCAAACAGGGCGCCGCAAACCAUUUCCCCAUGUACAACAGCGUUUCACAGAAACUCAUGGCCAAAAUGGGUUUUAGGGAGGGCGAGGGUCUGGGUAAGUUUGGCCAGGGGCGCAAGGAGAUCAUUGAGGCAUCCACCCAAAGAGGAAGGAGGGGACUGGGGCUCAUGCUGCACGGCUUCCAGGGAGAGCUCAAUGUGGACUGGCAAGACGAACCUGAGCCUAGUGCUGUAGAAGACGUGAAAUGGUUUCCAGAAUGCUCGACAGAGAUCCCAGAUGCUGAUGAGCUGAGGGACUGGAUGUCUGUGGGUCCGAGAAAACUGAAGAUCGAGGAUGAGACUGAGUUCUGCACUGAAGAUCUUUUACACAGCCUCCUGAGAUGCAAGUCAGUGUUUGACAACCUGGAGGGGGAGGAGAUGAGGCGAGCUCGGACACGCUCCAACCCCUAUGAGACCAUCCGGGGAGCUUUCUUCCUGAACCGAGCAGCUAUGAAGAUGGCUAACAUGGACCAUGUUUUUGAGUGCAUGUUUACCAACCCAAAGGAUUCGCAAGGGAAGCCCCUGACGCGGGAGCGAGAGGGCGAGCUACUAUAUUUCGGAGACGUGUGCGCAGGGCCAGGGGGCUUCUCGGAGUACAUCUUAUGGAGGCGGCGCUGGCACGCUAAGGGCUUUGGAAUGACACUUAAAGGACCAUGUGACUUUAAACUGGAAGACUUCUACGCCGCACCCAGUGAACUUUUUGAACCCUACUAUGGUGAAAGAGGGGUCGAUGGAGAUGGUGACAUCACUCGUCCAGAGAACAUCAGUGCAUUCCGCAAUUUUGUUAUGGAGAGCACGGAAAGGAGAGGUCUGCACUUCAUUAUGGCUGAUGGGGGGUUCUCAGUGGAGGGGCAGGAGAACAUCCAGGAGAUUCUAAGCAAACAGCUCCUUCUGUGUCAGUUCCUCACAGCAAUGUCUGUGCUAAGGACAGGUGGUCACUUCCUGUGUAAGACCUUUGACCUGUUUACACCGUUUAGUGUGGGACUGAUUUACCUGCUGUACCUCUGCUUUGAAAGGGUGUCGCUAUUCAAACCCAUCACCAGCCGACCCGCCAACUCAGAGAGAUACAUAGUGUGUCGCGGUCUAAAGCCUGGUUCAGAUCCAGUCAAAGAAUAUAUGUUCACGGUCAAUCUGAAACUCAACCACCUGAAGAACUCAGAGUCGGACGUCAACGAGGUGGUGCCCAUUGAAGUCAUCAAAGGAGACACUGAAUUCUACAACCACAUGAUCAACUCCAACGAGAGCCACUGUGUAGUACAGAUCAAAGCCCUGGCAAAGAUCCAUGCCUACGUCUUAGACACGACCCUGUCAGAGGCCAGGCAGGCUGAUAUUCGUAAGGAAUGCCUGAAGCUUUGGGGGAUCCCUGAUAAGGCCAGAGUCACUCCUGCCUCCUCAGACCCCAAGUCCAAAUUCUACGAGCUGAUGAAGGGUUCUGACAUUGAGUCAUUGAACUCCAAGCCCACGCCUCUGAGUUCCACCACCCUGGAUAAGGUGCAUCACGUCCUUGAUUACCGGUGCAUUGUGGGAGGAGGGGAGCAACUCUUCCUUUUAGGUCUUGGGAAGUCACAGAUCUACACGUGGGAUGGCAAGCAGCCUCUGCGCUGGAGGAAGCUGGAGAACUUCAAGCUGGAGCUGCCCAGAGAUACCCUACUCAGCGUAGAGAUCGUCCAGGAGCUGAAGGGAGAGGGUAAAGCCCAGCGCAGGAUUAAUGCAGUUCAUGUGCUGGAUGCCCUGGUCCUCAAUGGCACAGAUGUACGCAUACAGCACUUCAACCAACGAAUCCAGAUGGCAGAGAAGUUUGUGAGAGCAGUUUCAAAGCCAAGCCGACCAGACAUGAAUCCUAUCAGAGUGAAGGAGGUAUACAGGCUGGAGGAGAUGGAGAAGAUCUUCGUCAGACUGGAGAUGAAGGUGACUAAGAGUUCAGGCGGCGUCCCCCGUCUGUCCUACACUGGCCGUGACGACCGCCACUUUUUGCCCAACGGACUCUACAUUAUCAAAACUGUCAACGACCCUUGGACGAUGGCCUACAGUAAGAACUCCAAGAGAAAGUUUUUCUUCAACAAGACAACAAAAGAGUCCACCUACGACCUGCCAGCCAACUGUGUAGCACCCUUCCACGUCUGCCAUAUGGAGCGUCUGUUCUGGGCAUGGGAGGACGGGGUCAGAGUUCACGACUCUCAGAAGCGAGUAGACCCUGAGAAGCUGUCUAAGGAUGAAGUAGUCUCCUUCAUCCACCAGCACUACCAACCCUGAACCAUUAGAGGGAGACCUCUGACAAUAUCACCAGGAGCAGGCAUCCAUGUUCCAGGAAAGUGGAAGGGUAUGCAGGAUUUUGCUUUAACUGAGCUGGAAGACAAAUUAUGUUGAAUUCUGUGAAUCAUUGAACUGAGUCAAUUGUUCAGUUCAGUGAUUGAAAAAAUCCAUUAUAGCUGGUCUUUCAGGUAAUUUAAAGCAAAAUACUACACUCCUUUUAACUCCCAGAACCAGGGUUGAAUAUACCUGCAGUAGACAAUUACAAUUUCCUGUGUACAGUGUUUGACAAACUGCCAUUUACAAGAAUGUGUGUGGAAAUAAUGUUGGCUUAAAAAAUAUAGAAUAGAUAGUGAUAAAACGAUUGGUGCCAACAUGGAAGACAGUUUGCCCAACUCUUGUUGUCACAUGUAGACAGACCACUCUAAUGCUCUAAGCUCCUGAUCCGAUUAACUGUACAGAAUGUGGCUAAGAUAAGAUUUUAAUACUUUAUGAAGAAAAAUAACAGUGAAAAGCUGUCACGUUACAAGUGCUUUGCAUGCUCCUAUUUUUCUAUUGAGUUAAUGACCCCCCCCCCCCCCCAAAAAACACACCCCAUUGGCUUGAAUUCUUGCAGUCUCCACGAUUUGCAGUGUUCGUGAACAAGAUGCAGUAGUGUAUCCUGACCUAAAAUCUCCAAAACUCUACAUACCAGAAAGCUUUCUUCUUGAACUAAAAGCCUUGAAUUGUGCCUUUUAAAGGCACUGCACCAAACGUCCCUGUAUGUUUGACAAAACUUUGCAUCAGCAGUCUAAAUCCAUCCAUCUCACACACCCACUUUGUUUUUUGUUUUUUUACACUUUAAGCUCUACACUCCCAGGCUUCAAGCAAACAACCAAACCUUUGUACAAAUGGGAAGUGAUGUAAUAUAGAAAAACAAAGGCCCUGAGUAUUCUGGUCAGGAAAAAAAUAUGGUUCUAAUUAAAACACUAGCUAAUAUGAAAUUCAGCCUCUACUUCCUUGCAUUCUAGACUGGGGAUUUAACAAUUAGGAGUGUUUCUAUCACUCAUCUUCCUGUGUUUAUUUUGUUUCAUCUUAUUGCCUUGCUCCCCUUAUCCCAGUUGUUUUAUUUGUGAAAUAUUAAGGAUGGGGUGUACUUUGUUUGGUCCCUGUUGAAAAUAAUGUAAUAAAAAGUAGACUGUGUUCUCCCCAGAAACCA